AUAUUUCUCUGAGUAAACUGGAUGCUAUGAGGAAGGAAACCCUACAGCAGUGUGUAGCACUUCUUUUGCCAACUAGUGUGCAGUUUCAUCAUGCAGUUAGCAUUGCCUUAACCGCAGAUGCCUAUCAAGCCUUUAAAACCUGUGCCCAUUUUUUUGUGGAGGGAGUGAGUAAUAUUAAAUGGCACAAUGACAUGACUUACAUUUUAUUUAUGAAAGAGGAAUAGAUUUAACAGCCUUGACUGAAUACUAAGAACACAGAAAAAAGCUUACUAACAUAAGACUUCAAGAUGCGGUCACCUCUAUCAACUCUUGUCAGUUAGCUUAUGUCUACCCUGCAUCAUAAAGUACAAUUGCAUUGUUUGCUUUAUGAAGUCCUCAGGAUACCUCAUUCUAAUCACAUCCAGGACUUUCCAUGAAAGACACAGUUCCAAAGCACUUAUCAUUCUGAUCUGCAGUACGUGUAUGUAGCACAAACAUAAAUAUCAUUAAAAAGCCCUGCCGUGCCACAUGAAUUACUUUGUAGACCAUGCAGAAUCCUCCUACUGCUGUUCUGUGACCCAUGCUAUGAGAUGCUGUAUGUAUGUUUGUGUACAGUUUUACUCGGGCAGCCUUAACCUGAUGUGCAACAAUAAAUUCUGCAGCAUGUCUGAGGACAGAGACAUCAGAGCUUUUUUGUCCACAUGCCUGUUCUGAAGCUGGAUGAUGGGUGAGCCUCCCAUAGUCUUUCUGCUGAUGAUACUAAUUUGGGGAAAUGUUCAGACCAUUGCUAAAAAGACACCAACGGAUACUUACAAAGAGUGGAAACAAUAUCAGAAGGAAUGUGAACAAAAGAUGGAAAUGGAUCCAUACCCAGAAGGUUUAUUUUGUAACCGGACAUUUGAUAAAUACGCCUGCUGGCCAGAUGGUUUGCCCAACACAACAGUUAAGAUUCCCUGUCCUUGGUACUUGCCCUGGAAAGUGCAAGGUGGCUUUGUUUUUCGCAAGUGUGGUCCAGAUGGAAAUUGGAUUACUGAUAGUUCUGGUCUCCCAUGGAGAGACCAUACCCAGUGUAACCUAAAAGAAGAUGAUAUUGAGGACCAGACGAAGGUUAAAAUCCUGGGGCAUUUCCGAGUGAUGUACACAGUUGGAUAUUCUCUGUCUCUUUCAGCACUUGUUCUGGCACUGAUUGUCCUUCUGGUUUUCAGGAAGUUGCACUGUACUCGAAAUUACAUCCACAUGAAUCUUUUUGUGUCUUUCAUCUUACGGGCCAUUUCUAUUCUGACCAAAGACACCCUUCUGGAUCUACGAAUGAAUAAAGAAAUUAGGGAAGAAGAUGACCUCUCACAAUUCCACAGUGAUCAGGCUGCAGUGGGAUGUAAGUUGGCGCAGAUUCUGAUGCAGUACUGUGUAGUUGCGAAUUACUACUGGCUUCUCGUAGAGGGGCUAUACCUCCAUAACCUUCUUGUUGUGAUGGUGUUUUCUGAAAAAAGCUACUUUAGGGGAUACCUUUUCAUUGGCUGGGGAACUCCAGUUAUAUUUGUUGUUCCAUGGAUUAUAGUCCGUUACCUUCAUGAAAAUUAUCUUUGCUGGGAAAGAAAUGAUAACAUGGCCUAUUGGUGGAUCAUUCGGUCUCCUAUUCUCCUGGCUACACUGAUAAACUUUUUCAUAUUUAUUCGAAUUAUUAAAAUCCUUGUCUCCAAACUUCGAGCACAUCAGAUGCGAUACAAUGAUUAUAAAUGCAGGUUGGCUAAAUCUACACUGACCCUGAUUCCUCUGCUAGGAAUACAUGUGGUGGUAUUUGCACUUGUCACAGAGGAGCAUGCCCGAGGGACACUUCGAUAUGUCAAGCUGUUCUUUGAUCUUUUUCUCAAUUCAUUUCAGGGCUUAUUGGUGGCAAUCCUGUACUGCUUUGUCAAUAAAGAGGUUCAAUCUGAGAUUAAGAAGAAGUGGCAAAGGUGGCAGCUGGGGAUGAGCAUCUUAGAGGAACACCGUAAUACCUGCAGCAAUAUACCACAGGGAAGGCUAGCCAGCAACGGUCAAUGCCAUCACAAGGCAACCGGGAAGUGUCACAGCUUUCCAAGAGACAAUGCUGACAAGUAUGGUAAUGUGGAUUCCAACUACAGUUCCGAAAACUCCUCAUCUGGUCACCAUCACAAUGGCAGCAAAAAUGGCAAAUCAUACUGUUAUAUUUCUACAAAAAAGCAGCUACCUAGCAUGGAUGACAUUGCACAGACUGAUGGAGAGAAGCCGCUGGCAAAGUUUUCAGAGAGUUACUGCUGAAAGUAAAGAGCAGAAACAAAACAUAUUAGAAGACAAUGCACCAGAAAGUUCUGAAAGUGUUGGUUGAAUUUUGGUUCUUUUCCAUGGAAAAUUAAUUGAAAUAUCCUUCCCAAAGAGGAUCGCACAGUGCAUUUUCUUUAACAUUGAUUGUGAUCCAUGCUUUGGACACAUUACAGAUUACAGACCCUCCUGAUUUCAUACAGUAAAUGCUCUAAGUUAUUCCAUAACAAAUUCGUAUGCUCUUUGCAUUAAAACAUUUUUUUCAA
Messenger RNA from Protopterus annectens (West African lungfish), 2525 nucleotides. Its product is annotated as glucagon receptor-like. Gene Ontology annotation, molecular function: gastric inhibitory peptide receptor activity; peptide hormone binding; G protein-coupled peptide receptor activity. Gene Ontology annotation, cellular component: plasma membrane. Gene Ontology annotation, biological process: cell surface receptor signaling pathway; adenylate cyclase-modulating G protein-coupled receptor signaling pathway. The record is from RefSeq and is a predicted model, not a curated record. The coding region runs from base 700 to 2259 and encodes 519 amino acids. The transcript has 16 exons. NCBI's taxonomy places the organism in Eukaryota, Metazoa, Chordata, Ceratodontiformes, Protopteridae.